Messenger RNA from Nyctereutes procyonoides (raccoon dog), 582 nucleotides. It is a transcript of the gene SPACA3, whose product is annotated as sperm acrosome associated 3. Bases 91 to 582 code for a protein of 163 amino acids. The transcript has 4 exons. Gene Ontology annotation, biological process: fusion of sperm to egg plasma membrane involved in single fertilization. The record is from RefSeq and is a predicted model, not a curated record. Lineage: Eukaryota; Metazoa; Chordata; Mammalia; Carnivora; Canidae. Gene Ontology annotation, cellular component: acrosomal vesicle; sperm flagellum. Gene Ontology annotation, molecular function: lysozyme activity.
GUGAGUGGUGGACCAGGGCUUUUGAGCUGCCUGCCAUCUCAAAACCCAGCUGUGAGCCAGCGUGGUGGGGGCUGUGCCUCCGCCGCCUGCAUGGAAGCCAGGAGCUGGGCUCUCAGAGGGCAUCUGUGCCCACCGGGCAGCAUGUUGCUGGCCUUUGCCUCUCUGCUCGGCUGCCUGCUCACCUCCAGCCAAGCCAGGGUCUACAGUCGCUGCGAGCUGGCCAAAGUGCUCCAGGAUUUCGGCAUGGAGGGAUACCGGGGAUACACCCUGGCUGACUGGGUCUGUCUUGCAUACUUCACAAGUGGCUUCAACACAGCUGCCGUGGACCACGAGCCUGAUGGGAGUACUAACAACGGCAUUUUCCAGAUCAACAGCCGGAAGUGGUGCAAAAAUCUCAACACAGAGGUCCCCAAUGUGUGCCAUAUGUACUGCUCUGACUUGUUGAAUCCUAACCUUAAGGAUACUGUUAUCUGUGCCAUGAAGAUCACUCAACAGCCCAAAGGUCUGGCCAGUUGGGAGGCCUGGAGGCGUCACUGCCAGGGCAAGGACCUCACCGACUGGGUGGAUGGCUGUGACUUGUAG